Heteronotia binoei (common prickly gecko) is the source of this 3001-nucleotide messenger RNA. It is a transcript of the gene NEK6, whose product is annotated as NIMA related kinase 6. Gene Ontology annotation, molecular function: ATP binding; protein kinase activity. The transcript is spliced from 10 exons. The record is from RefSeq and is a predicted model, not a curated record. Gene Ontology annotation, biological process: protein phosphorylation. Lineage: Eukaryota; Metazoa; Chordata; Lepidosauria; Squamata; Gekkonidae. The coding region runs from base 373 to 1320 and encodes 315 amino acids.
CGCGCGCGCGCGCGCUCACUAGCUCGUUCCCGAAGAAGAGAGAGAGAGAGGGAGGGGCCAAAGGGAGGCCUGCGUGGCAGCCGAGGACCGAUAGAGCGACUUGCGGGCGAGCUCGCGUCCUCAACUGCUGUGCGGGCGAAGGAACGCGCGUGCGCGUGAGUAAGAGAACGAGUCGGUCACUCAGUGCGAGAGCGAAAACGAGUGGGGGUAGGAUUGGCAGCGGGAGCGCGCGAACGAGCACGAGCGGGUCGAAGUUGUGUCCGGGACUCCUUGCCCGCUUGGCUGCCUGCUUGCUUGAGGCACGGGGCCCGAGAAGCCGGGACACCUCCCUCCCAGAAGCAGCAGCUCGACGGGAAAUAGUGGCAUGUUACCAUGGAAGGACAACACAAUCAUCCACAUCAUCUAGGGGACCAGAAUAAUCCACUCUGCAAAGUGGCAAGUCAAGAAUACCAGCAUGAUACUCAGCAGAGGCACUUGACAUCAUAUCCAUAUCGCUGCACACUAGCAGAUUUUCAGAUAGAGAAAAAGAUUGGACGAGGGCAAUUCAGUGAAGUCUACAAAGCAACUUGCCUUCUGGACAGAAAACCAGUAGCACUGAAAAAAGUGCAGAUAUUUGAAAUGAUGGAUGCCAAGGCUAGACAAGAUUGCAUUAAAGAAAUAGACCUCUUGAAGCAAUUGAACCAUCCCAACAUAAUCAAGUAUCUGGAUUCGUUUAUUGAGGACAAUGAACUUAACAUUGUGUUGGAACUGGCAGAUGCAGGUGACCUCUCUCAGAUGAUUAAGUAUUUUAAAAAGCAGAAGCGGCUAAUCCCAGAAAGAACGGUUUGGAAAUACUUUGUGCAGUUGUGCAGUGCAGUUGAACACAUGCAUUCCCGCAGGGUGAUGCACAGAGACAUAAAACCAGCCAAUGUGUUUAUAACAGCUACUGGAGUAGUGAAGCUGGGAGAUCUUGGACUGGGCCGCUUUUUUAGCUCCAAAACCACUGCAGCACAUUCCUUAGUGGGAACACCCUACUAUAUGUCCCCAGAAAGAAUUCAUGAAAAUGGCUAUAACUUUAAAUCAGAUAUCUGGUCUUUGGGCUGUUUAUUAUAUGAGAUGGCAGCUCUUCAGAGUCCCUUCUAUGGUGAUAAAAUGAACUUGUUUUCUCUCUGCCAAAAGAUAGAGCAAUGCGAUUACCCACCUCUUCCAGCUGAACAUUAUUCUGAAAAGUUGCGGGAGCUGGUCAGCAUGUGCAUAUACCCAGAUCCUGAUCAAAGACCUGACAUUGGUUAUGUGCAUCAGCUAGCAAAACAGAUGCAUGUUUGGACCUCCAGCACUUGAAGUCAGCAAAUGUGCUCCACGAAAAGCCAGCCCAGCUUAGUCUUACUUGAACCUUCUGUCUCAGAAUGAAACCAAGAGGUGCCUCACCAAAGUCAAGCGGGAGAGUUGAGCCUUCAUUGAAAGAUGCUUCAUGAUUUCUGCAGGCCACUUGCAGGGGUUCUCACAGAGUGGAUAUGCUCUCAGUGAAGGCUGUGAGAUGCUGCUGCAGGUGUGUGUUAUUCUUUUUUAAAGCCAAUAACAUGUUACAGACGUAGAUAACUUAAGAUCCUUUCUUAAAACUGUUGUGUGUAAUCUAGGUUAGACUAAGAGCAAGGGUUUCUCAUUGUGCAUUUGACACACCCCUUGUAUUUUAACUAAUGUGAAAUAUUGAAAUAAUUCCUUUGGUGAAAUCACUUUAUACUAAUGUAAGAAUUUCAGUAGAAUUUGUGUAAUUUUGUAUAACUGCUACUUUGCCUCCUCUGCAAAUGGUUAAUAGCAAAUUCAGUUUCUAGUUCAUUUAUUUUUUAAAAGUAUCUGCCUGGAGUUUUUAUACUUUCCUUUCUUUGCAAAAAUGAAUAUGGAGAAAGGGAAACACCUCUAAAGGUUUUUUUUUUAAACUGAAACUUUAAAAUGGCUAUUAUGCAAUGCAUUUUAUUUAUUAAUGUGGCUGCAGCUGAGGAAGACUCCAGAUUCUGCCUCACACCAAAGCUUUUUUGUAAUUUUCCUUGCCUGUACUGGCAGAGAACUUGUGAGAAACUCAAUAGCCAUUCUUACAUGAAGACCAGUGUUACUGAAAGCAGAAGUGGGGGGAGGGGUUUGAGGGGAUACCUUUUUGUAAAAUCACUGGUAGUUCAGCAAUCCCACAACUACUUAAAGCAGUGUUUUUAAAGAAAAUUCAUUUUAACUCAAUAUCACAACACUUCUUAACUGUGAAAGCUCAUUUAUAAAUGUGAAUAUUUUAAACAAGCUGAUUUGAAGGAAAUUUGUUAAAUUUUUUUCACUUGCAUAUUUUUAAAUCAGCCAAAUUAAUACACUGUCCUUAAAAAUACAUCAUUUUGUAGAAAUGCCUAGUUAGGAAUAGGGCUGCACUCCGGAAUUUCUUAAAGACAAUAUUUAGAGUGUGACAUCAGAGUUCUUCAAGGACUGGAGUAUGGCCUCUAUAGGCUGAAUCGUCAAAGGAAAUCCUACUUUUCCUAAAUAUAAAAUGGCUAAAUGUACUUUCAGUGAGUUUCUGCAGCUCACUUCCUGCCUUUAUAGGGAAAAGGGCAAUGUCAACUGCUAAAUGGUUUUGAAGUAAUCCUCCAAUGUUAAUAUCAAUCUGUUUAAUUGCUGUGAAGUUGCAUGUAUUACAAAAGCCCACAGAAGUCCAACCUAUUGCUCUCUUCAGAGAGCCAGGAAAUUUUCAGCUCUGCAGAAGUUGUCUACCUGUAAUUCUGUGCUGAGCUGCUUACAAACUGGGGGGAGGGUCUUUUUUUCUUUAAAAGCAAGCAAAGAGUUUUUUGAUGUGUGAUACCGAAUAAGUCUCUGGCUGUUGGGAGUUUCAAACUAAAUAUCAGUCUGCUAACUCUGGUCUCUUUCUUGCUACUUAAGAUCUUUUAGCACUUAAGUAAAUGUUAUUUCCAAAGAAAAUUUUGCAACUGUGCAUUUUUAGAUGAGAUUUAAAUGAUUUACAAAAUAAACAGUUUUCUUUGUAAAAAUAAAA